AGGAAUGGCCAGGCCACCCAGAAAAGGCAAUCAAGUAAGUCAUUAUCAGGUAUCCUGGCAGGAGAGAAGCAAUCCUCUCAGAUUUCUGCUGGAGACCACCUCCUUCUGUGAUGGAGUAUAUAUGAUGUUUUCAGGGGUGGUCUUGGGCUACAGGGUGGGCAAUUUCAAAAGUUUAUAGGGGCUUGCGCACCAUUGUUCUGGGUCUCUCCUACCUUCUUGCAAGGAGGGGAAGGAACUCUGUUGCAACAGAAAAAUAAAGAUCUGCCUUGCUUUCUAUGGAUCUUGCCUCCAUCCAUUCAUCUCUGACUGAUCAUGGACUGAUCAGUCCCUUGGGGAGUUGGGAAGCAAAAGCCAAACCCCCUGUUUUUUCUAUAACACCUGCAAUAAAUAAAGAAACCUUGGGGUAAAUUCCCUCACCUUUUUUCCAGAAAAAAAAAAGCACUGGCAAAAAAUCCCCACACUUUGAACAGUUUUAUCUUAUGUGAUCUUAUGUUUUGUUCUCUUUUUUGCAAGAUCACACACCACCAGAGGUCCUCCUGCAGCCCUCUCAGCAACAGCCCUAACAGGCUUGGCUGCUGAACUACAACUCCCAACAUCCCUUGCAGCAGGAGUAAACAAGGUGGCACGAAUUGGAUGGGAGAAGUCUAAUUAAGCAAGAGCCAGGAGAUAGCUGGAAACGGAGAAGGAUGCACCUGGGAGUCUGUCUCGCAGCCUUGGGUCUUGUCCUCCCUUUGUCCUCAUCUUCUGAAUCGCACAAAGGUGGGCAUCUCUGGGCGCCGCGUGACUGUCACCUGCCCUCUAGAAAAUGCCAAUUGGAAAUUGGUCAAUAAAAAGAAUGGAAAUUAUAAUGUCACCGAAGAAAAUGAAAUCUUGACCAUUGAAGCCAUGAACAACAUGGAAGUGGUCAAGGGUGACUUCACCUGUCAGAAUGGCACGGCAUCCCGCAAGAUUUAUCUGCAAAUCAAAGCCUGUGAUGACUGCGUGGACCUGAGCAUCGGGCUGGUGGCCGGCAUUGUCGUUGCUGACCUGCUCAUUACCCUGGGGAUCAUGUUCCUGGUCUACUACUGCAGCAGCAAGAAGCCUACCACCAGCUUGGGUGGUGGGGCCGCAGGGGGAGGCGCCCGCGGACGGACACGAGGCCAAAAGGUGGACCGCCCCCCACCUGUCCCAAACCCAGACUAUGAGCCCAUCCGGAAAGGCCAGCGGGAGGUGUAUGCUGGGCUGGAGCCCAGGGCCUUCUGAGACACACCACAGUCUCUGUGUGGAGCCGCAGUGCCACGAAACCUCAUUGUUGCUGAUUGCUGGUGGCACCGCCAUCUCCCUUUGCCACCAGCAGCUUCCCUUGGUGGCAGGUGGGUUGCCACACACCUCUCCCUGAGUCUCACAGCCUAGAAAACCACCCUCCUUCUCUACAGCUCGGUCCACUCCCUUCAAUGGGUCCAGGUGCGCCUCCGAUGGGGUCCUUCCCAGCUCCUUGAUGUCCCAGUAGAAGAGCCUCCUUCUGGGUCAGACAAUCGUCAUAUCCAAGCCAUGCCUGGAGCAACUUUAGCCCUGCACUGCAGAGAAGGAUGUGGGGCACAGAGAGCUGGGAGUCACAGGGACUGGGAAGGGUGCUAUGGGCUUAGGGUCAUAGGCCCACCUGGGCUUGCACUGUGAAUGGUGUUCCAACUCUGAGCCAGCUCAGAUUCUCCCGAUUCCUCCUCUCCAGCCACACACCUGGGCAGGAGCUGGUUGCUGGGUUAUGCAGGUGGGGGAGAAAUGCUGGGCAGAGAGGCUUGUCCCAUUGUAGAGCCUUAACUAUGGGGGCUGACAGAAGCCGAGCCCUGUUCUAAGGCAUCUCCCCUUUGUUCAUUCAUCAGUCCUGGCCCACCUUUAAGCCUCUUUGUAGUCUGGUCCCCACCCCAAAAGUGCUCCUGUGACCCAGGGAGGACGGUCGGUCCUGAUUAAAUAAUCUAAGCUGACUUCUCUGCUGCCCUUCUCUCACCCAGCCAUGCUGUGUUUGGGCACCACAGCAGAUGCGCUGACCCCUUGGGGGACAGAACUGUAUGUAUUUUGUUUUGGUUGUGUUUGCAAGGAAUUCUAAUAAAGUGCCUUCCAGGCCAGCGUGCUGCAUCACACUGGCUCUCUUUGCACGUCA
Podarcis muralis (Common wall lizard) is the source of this 2137-nucleotide messenger RNA. It is a transcript of the gene CD3E, whose product is annotated as CD3 epsilon subunit of T-cell receptor complex. The record is from RefSeq and is a predicted model, not a curated record. Lineage: Eukaryota; Metazoa; Chordata; Lepidosauria; Squamata; Lacertidae. Gene Ontology annotation, biological process: cell surface receptor signaling pathway; positive thymic T cell selection. Gene Ontology annotation, cellular component: external side of plasma membrane; alpha-beta T cell receptor complex; membrane. Gene Ontology annotation, molecular function: transmembrane signaling receptor activity.